Candoia aspera is the source of this 2953-nucleotide messenger RNA. Its product is annotated as zinc finger protein RFP-like. Gene Ontology annotation, molecular function: ubiquitin protein ligase activity; protein binding; zinc ion binding. Gene Ontology annotation, biological process: protein ubiquitination. The record is from RefSeq and is a predicted model, not a curated record. The transcript has 7 exons. Gene Ontology annotation, cellular component: cytoplasm. The coding region runs from base 78 to 2102 and encodes 674 amino acids. Lineage: Eukaryota; Metazoa; Chordata; Lepidosauria; Squamata; Candoiidae.
GCCAAUCGGGGUUCUCGCCGGAAGGGCUGCGCGCCGUCCUCGCGAGCGGAGUGCAUCGUGCGCGGCCGGCCGGCACCAUGAGCGGAGGCCUCGGCGGGAUGUCGGCGGAGCAGCUCUUGCAGCAGAGGCUCCUCCGGAGCCGCCUGCGGGGCGCGCAGCACCCGGGCCUGGCCGUCGGAGGCCCCCUCCCGCCGCCGCUGCUGCCGCCCACCCCGCCGUGCCUGCUCUCCCCGCCUUCGCCGCCUGACUCGCCCCCGCCCGGCACGACGCCCGCCGAGAUCCCCGCCGGCCCGCGCUACCCCAGCGAGACCUGGUGCUCCCUGUGCCGCGUCUACUGCCCGGAUCCAGUGUGCCUGCCCUGCGGGCACAACUUCUGCACCGCCUGCAUCGGGCAGCGUCUCGGCGAGCCCAAGAUCAACAUCUCCUGCCUGGAAUGCGGCGCCAGCGCCCACAAGAGGAGCCUCCGGCCCAUCAAGCCGCCGCCGCUGCUGGCCAACCUGGUGGUGGAGAGGCCCAAGAGGCAGAGGCUCGACUCCUUGCCCGGGGCGGCCGUGGCGGUAGCCACAGUAGUCGCCCCGUCCGGAGCAGCAGCAGCGCCGCCGCCGGUGGCAGCCCUGACAGCCGUCCCGCCGACGCCCGCUGCUGCAGUGCCCGCGGCCCCGCCACCGCAGGCCCCUACAACGCCGCCGCCCCCGACCCCACCGCUGCUCCCUCUCGCGCCGGCCCCGACGUCCCCGGCUGCCCCCGCCACGCCGCCCCCGGCCCCUCUUCCAGCCGCCUCCCCGACCGCGAAAAGGGCGCCCGCCGUCGGAGGGGCCGGAGAUGGGAGCGGAGAGAGGCUGUGCGAGAAACACCAGGACGUGCUGCAGUUCUUCUGCGAGGAGGACCAAACGCCGAUCUGCGCGCACUGCGACCGAUCCCAGGAGCACCGCGCUCACACCAUCUUCCAUGUCGAGAGGGCAGCCCGGGAUUACAGGCCGUUUUUAUUUAUUCAGGAGCGGGUUCAGGCACAGUUAGAAGUUCUGAAGCAGGAAAAGAACAAUCUGUGGAGUCAGAAGCUGACAGGGGAGAAGAAAAUCCAAGAAUACAUGGAAAAGGUUCAAGCUGAAAAAAAGGACCUCAUCACUGAAUUUGAACACCUGCAUCAGUUUCUGAAAGAUCAGGAGGAACGCCUGCUGACCCAGCUGGAAGAGCUAGAUAAAGACAUAGAGAAGCAGAAAGAUGACAUGAUGACUAAACUCUCGGAAGAACUUUCCCGUCUUGGUGACGUCAUCACCGAGAUGGAGACGAAGUGCAAGCAGCCGGCGAGUGAAUUUUUGCAGGACAUUAAAAAAAACAUGACCAGAUGCGCCGCAGGACAGUUUCAGCCGUCUGAGGAAGCAACGUUGAAGCUGGAAGAGCGAUUGGAGUUGUUGUCACGGAAAGGGGUGGCUCUGAAGGAGACUGUGAAUAGAUUUCAAGAUAAUGUGACAUCUGCCAUGGAGAGAACACACACUGUGAAAUCACUGAAUGAUAAAGAAAAUUCAGCUCUUGAUCUGGAUUUAUCGUGUGCCCUUCUGCCCCUGGACCAAAGACAUGGAGGAGAUGGAGAAUCUCGGCACAGGCUGCCUGCCUUACAUUAUGUCCCUGACACUCCCCAAAGAUUGGAUUCCCAGGCUUUGGUUCUGGGCUGUGAUGGGUUCACCUCUGGGAGAUACUUUUGGGAGUUGGAAGUGGGUGAUGGGGAAUUCUGGGCAGUGGGGGUCACCCGAGAUCCUUCCAAGAAGAAGGGGAUGAUGGACUUCAGCCCAGAGGAGGGAAUCUGGGCUGUGGGGCUGUGGAAUGGCCAGCACUGGGCCCUUACUUCCCCCGUUACAGCCUUGUCCCUGAGCAAACACCCCAAAAGAAUCCGAGUGUCCUUGGACUACGUGGGGGAGUGUGUGACUUUUACUGAUGCAGACACAGAGGACCCCAUCUUCACCUUCCCACCAGCUUCUUUUAACGGGACACGUACCCAUCCUUUGCUGUGGGUGGUAGGCUUCCCAGCCCAGACCGUGUUUCUGAGGCGUAUGGGUGUCAAAUAUCCAGUUGGGGUGCAUGAAAUGGAUAUAAUGAGUCCAUGAUUUUAAGUAUCCAUGUACCCCAGAGAAAAUGUAUAGAUCUCUAACCUGCCAGAUCAGAGCAGGGUGCGGAGCCACUUUGAAUUAAAGAAAUUGGAAAUAUGGGUUUUAAUUCUGCCUUGUCUACUGCAGAAUGUGAUGCAGAAGCAGUGCGGCUCUCCUUGCACACCAAGGCCUUAAGAAUGUUGCCCUCGGGAAUAGUAAAAAGAACUGGGGAGGAGUAGGCUAUCCUGGUCUUGAUGUAGUAUCCCUUUUAGGACAUAAUCUUUUGCCAAGGGGUCAUUGUGACCCUUUUCUAGCAGUAGGCUCAAACUUUUUCAGUUUGGAAAAAAAAAAAAAAAAUUAGCUAUUAAAUUUUGCAUUUUUAGCUCCUCUUCAAUCAGUUCACAUUUUGCAUUUUAAUGAUUUUUAUUUUAAAAAUGACUGCAUGUGUUUCAGCUGCAAUACUAGCAGCAUGUUUUCCUUUGAAAGGAAAGGCUUUAACUCAAUCCUUUGUGGUGAAAAGUGUUUUGAAUACCAUAGGUGAAUCUGGCUGUCCCUGGCCCAGAGGUCCUAAACAGAAGCACCAGGUCUUGCAUCUAUGGCAGUUUUGACUGGACAGUCCUUCCUCUACACUAUAGGAUAGCUUCUUCUCUUUUGCUGCCAUAGUCUGAAACUUAAUUUCACUCUUCUAUGUCUUCAGUCCCAUCCUGGAAAUAAAAUGGAGAGGUGUUUCUGCCGUAAUAAUAAGCUGGUUGCUCUGAUUUUGAAGAUGAAAUAUACACAAUGUCUAAAACAUGUAAAAGGAACCCUGGGGUUAUGGUUGAUGCCUAAGGAAUAUAAGAAUCAUAAUAAAGACUGUUAGUAUGUUCUUU